This is a messenger RNA of Paralichthys olivaceus (Japanese flounder), 4753 nucleotides long. RefSeq names its product protein kinase, cAMP-dependent, catalytic, alpha, genome duplicate a (gene prkacaa). NCBI's taxonomy places the organism in Eukaryota, Metazoa, Chordata, Actinopteri, Pleuronectiformes, Paralichthyidae. Gene Ontology annotation, cellular component: nucleus. Gene Ontology annotation, molecular function: ATP binding; protein kinase A regulatory subunit binding; protein serine/threonine kinase activity. Gene Ontology annotation, biological process: protein phosphorylation. The record is from RefSeq and is a predicted model, not a curated record.
ACCAGCCAGAUGGAUGACUGGAGUUUCCCUUGCGGUCUGAAGAUUAAUGGAAGGGGGGUCUGUUGAUUUUAGUAAUCGACUAUCAGAUGAUCGGUCCCAUUGCACUUGACGGCUGCUUCAGGAAUGAAUGGAGGGAGAUCCAUUUGAAAUAAGCAACAGCGGAGAAAAAGAAUAACCCGGACGGCACUUUUGUUUCCCGGGUGUCAGCUGAAAAGGCCUGACUACAAGAGAUAGCACCUGGGUAGGUCAGGCCAGGAUACGACUGCGAGGGACGCUAAAAGCUAACGCCAGCUUGCUCGUUGCACAGACGGAAAAAAAACGGUUCGACGAUCUCUAAUGGUCCUGACUGGAUUUUGGAUAAACGAAGCCUUAUCUGGAAGCAAAGGACAGUCGAGUGCCGUCUUGACCUGCCGGUGCUCGCUUGGAAAUUGACAAGCUAAACGCUACCAAGCUAACAUCCACUGGUUAUCUCUGCUAGCAGCCGUGCUAGCCUAGCUCACUCAAAGCGUUAGUUUUAGCUGCGAGCUUGGAUAUAAUCGCUUGGCUGGAGGUUGUGAGUCGUCGUGGGGAAAGUAUUUGGGGAGAAAUACAUUUGCACCCAUUGGUCAAUAAUGGUAGCUGUUAGCUAGUAGCUAGCUGUCAGCUUCAUUGAGACUGUCGACUGCGCUAAGAGGUGUAGCAUCACUCCACGACUUGUACAGGAGAAGUCAGCCCGGACCCAGGGACUCCACCAUCAGCCUGCCAUCAUGGGCAACACGCCCACCGCAAAGAAGGGCAAUGAGAUGGAGAGUGUGAAGGAGUUUCUUGCCAAAGCCAAAGAAGAUUUCUUGAAGAAAUGGGAGAAUCCAGCACAGCAAACUGCGGCAUUGGACCACUUUGAGCGUUUGAAGACCUUAGGCACUGGUUCAUUUGGUCGAGUCAUGCUGGUUAAACACAAAGAGUCGGGCCAGCAUUUUGCCAUGAAAAUACUUGAUAAACAGAAGGUAGUGAAGCUGAAGCAGAUAGAGCACACACUCAACGAGAAACGUAUCCUGCAAGCUGUCAGCUUUCCCUUUCUGGUGCGACUGGAGCACUCUUUUAAGGACAACAGUAAUCUGUAUAUGAUAAUGGAGUAUGUCCCCGGGGGUGAAAUGUUCUCACACUUGAGGAGAAUUGGUAGAUUCAGUGAACCCCACGCCCGCUUCUACGCAGCCCAGAUUGUACUGACCUUCGAAUACCUUCACUCACUGGAUCUCAUUUACCGAGAUCUGAAGCCGGAGAACCUGCUCAUCGACCACCAAGGUUACAUACAGGUUACAGAUUUUGGAUUUGCGAAAAGGGUGAAGGGCCGAACCUGGACGCUUUGCGGGACCCCAGAGUACCUGGCACCAGAGAUCAUCCUCAGUAAGGGUUACAAUAAAGCAGUGGAUUGGUGGGCUCUGGGAGUGCUGAUAUAUGAGAUGGCUGCUGGUUACCCCCCCUUCUUCGCCGACCAGCCUAUUCAAAUUUACGAGAAGAUUGUAUCAGGGAAGGUUCGCUUUCCCUCUCACUUCAGCUCAGACCUGAAGGACCUGCUGAGAAAUCUGCUUCAGGUGGACCUGACCAAGCGCUUUGGCAACCUCAGGAAUGGAGUCAACGAUAUCAAGGGCCACAAGUGGUUUGCCACCACUGAUUGGAUAGCCAUCUACCAGAGGAAGGUGGAAGCUCCCUUUAUUCCCAAGUGCAAAGGCCCCGGCGACACGAGCAACUUUGACGACUACGAGGAAGAGGAAAUCAGAGUCUCCUUCACAGAGAAGUGUGCAAAGGAGUUUUCUGAGUUCUAGAUUCCAACCAUGAGUAGCAGAGAGAGAAAGAGUGAGAGAAAGAGCGAGAGAGACAGGCAUUUAGAAGGUAAAAGGGGGUCUGAAGACAGGAAGCGCUAGGGUGGACUGCUAACUUGCUUAUUUGUUAUGACGACAACAAUGUAAAAUCCCCCCCAGUGGAAAUGUAGGCAAAGUGAAGAAAGAUCCAGCAGAACCAGCAGUGUUGCCUUUUCUGAUUGUUUCUCAACUGUUACCUAUUUGUUUUAUUUAUCCCUCUUGUGUUUGUGGCAGUGGCUCGAGGAGAACAGACAUAGGUUGUGGCUGUUCAGCUAGACUUGUAUCUUUCUGAUGGUGUAAUGACACGUUUUAAGUCUUUGCAGGUUGAGGCAUUGAUUUUUCUGUUAAGGUACUGAAUCUGCUAUAGGCUUCCUUUUUUUUUUUUUUUUUCCUGAACGGGCCCUCUCUACAAGCUUCUCAAGGAGCGAUUGUUGUAUCUUGUCACCCUGCCCCACCCCCCUCCAUCUCUCCAUUCUGAAUCUGUCCAAGCAAUACCAAGUCCAACAGAUGUGCCUAUCAUAAUGCCAACUGGUUGGAAAACUGCGUCGAAAGCAUUGGUGCAGAGCUUUGGCUAUGGUGGCAAAUGGCCUUUGUGCCCGUUGUGGUUCACAGCUUGAAAACUCUCUGCGCCUGCCUUUGUCUGCUCAGUGUGGCAUGAUUAUUGGGUAGAUGAGGAUGAUGCGCUCACUGCUCGCAGCUGAAGCAGUGGGGAUCUCUGUGAUCAGCGAGAUAAUGAUUUAUCACAGUAAACUUCAUCAGGGUCUUACUGCUUUUGGGGACCUGUAAGAGAUGGUAAACAUGAGGUCUGCAUUUAAAUCUGUCUUUCUCUUAGCUGAAUUUAUUAGAGCAUUUAAAAGAAAAUCCUAUUGGUGAUCAUUUUGUUCUUUUUUGUCAAUCUCUGUGCUUGUGUGUUAUUUAGUGCUCAAGGGUGGGUUAAAAAGCUGUGAUUUAGCAGCAACUAACAUUGUGGUCACACUCCUGACUAUUGUUUAUUUAAUUCAUAGUACAUUUAUACAUCAUAUAUAUCUAUAUAUAUAUGAUAGAAAACAUGAAAUAUCCAUCUUUUUCCACAUUGUCUCAUAGCUGUGAAACUGAAUUAAGAAUUUCAUUAAUAAACAAAUAUAAAUUCUGCCAAACUUGCAAACUGAGAACACUGCAAAGUUUUCUGUAUGUACCUGACGGUGGUGGAUUUUAAUACGCAAAAAAGUAGCAAAAUGUUUCAACAAAGUGUGCAUGUUAUUUUUGUACAAUAUCACUUUUAAAGAUGGCAUAGCAUUAUGCUGUACUCGUGCUGAGGUACCAGAGACGGUGGAUAACAUGCGUAACUAUUAAAGCAGACUCUCCGCUGCUCUGUUUUGAAGAUGGAACAAGACCCAGAUAAAUGUCAGAAAGUUCUUCUGGCUUUUGUUCACUACUCAGUUUAAAGGACAGUUUGCUGAUAAAGUCACUGAACUUGUGCGUCUCACCUUCUCUUGUAUAUACCUUACAUAUAACACAUUCACAUAGACUUGCAGUCCAACCAAAAUUUGGGGACCGCUACGAUUGGAGUGGGUUUUUUUCAUUUCAUUUUUUUUCGUUUUCCAGCUUUCUAUGUAACAAAUUAAACGAAGGAAGCUUUCCUAACGCUGUCCCCCUUUUUUUGCCAAGUUUAUUUCUGUGGAUGCAAGACAAUCACAGACCAAAUCUUAUUGCUGGUUUGUUGACUGAACACAUUGUUUUGGUUUGAUGAAGGAUGUUUGCUUUCACCCACCCCACCCAACCCUCCUCCUCCUCCUCCUCCUCCACCCUUCAUAGCCCCUAGGUGCUAGACUUUUGUCCAUCUCACUGAAAAGCUUCUGUGAACUGUUUGAUGUGCAUCACUCUAUUUGUCAAAUCUUGUAUCAUGAAAUUUCUGAGAAUGUUCUUUCGACUCUAAAUGAUUCGGGUUAGGCUUGAGUAAUUAUUUUUGGGAGUCUCUUUAAUGUAUUUAAGAUGAAACGCAGGAUAACCUUUUUGAAUGUCUUGAACUGUCUGAUGGAGAUGUGUCCAAUGCUGUGUGGAAAUGACGUGUAUUCUUUAUAAUACAUAUUUCUCUGAUGAGCUUGGUUUUUCUUGCAUGUGGUAAAAGCAACCCAAUGGCAAGACACCCCCCUCAACCCACCUUCGAAGCUGAGACGACGUUAGAGAAAGCUUAGUUUCCACAGCCGACAGCCUCAUCACCAUUUAAACCUUUCAUUCAUACGCAUCACGUUCAGCAAUGCAGUGGAUCACCAACCAACUCGUCCAGUCUUUUGCAAAUAGUGAAGCACAUGCCACACACUUUUUCAAAUGUCCUAUUUAUUGAUUUUUGCUAAUUCUUUAAAACUUUAAAGACACAAUGUAAAGCUUUGAAGAGGGCACAUGUAAUAUCUUUAUGUUCUGACUAAUGACUAGAAGGCAAUGCCACCAUCUUAAUGCUGUUUUUGUUUUUCUUGUUUUUGUUUUUUUUCCCCACUCAAAACUUCUUGUGAGUUGUCUUUAAUUAUUUUUAUCAGCUAAACACUAUCAACUGAUCUGUGCUCGGCCUGAGUUUCUCUCCUGUGUUUUCCUUUGGUCUUCAUCAGGUUUUCACACACUCCUCAUUCAAACAUAACACUUUUUACAUCUGAGAUGUUUUGCGUUCAUAUUUUCUAAUUGUAUUUUCAAAAAAAAAGUGAGAAAAAGAAAAAGCAAAAACAGAACAUUAAUCUUUUCCUCAUGACCUGGGUACAGUGAUUGUGUAGUCUAUUGUACCUUUUGGGAAACAAUACUGUAUAUCCUUGCCUUUGACAGUCUUAACUAUCUUACCCUCUGGAGAACUUGACAGAUACCCUUAGAACACAAUGAGUAUGUUAAAAAAAUAUACAUAAAGUAAUAUUUUGCAAAAUGUAUCAUUCCAAUAAAGUUUUACUUGUUAA